GGGGUUUGGGGCUUUCAGAGAACGCGAUCAGAACGCUCGUGUGUCACGUGAUGCUGACGUCAGUCGCCCUCUGAUGCAGGGGGAUCCAUCAUGGCGUCGAUGCAGAAAAGGUUACAGAAGGAACUGCUAGCCUUACAGAAUGAUCCGCCCCCAGGAAUGACCCUAAACGAGAAGAGCGUACAGAACACCAUCACACAAUGGAUUGUGGAUAUGGAAGGAGCCUCUGGUACUCUUUAUGAGGGGGAGAAAUUUCAGCUUCUUUUUAAAUUUAGUAGUCGAUAUCCCUUUGACUCACCUCAGGUAAGUCAAAAUAUUAAAUAUUAACUCUGUAUUUCAU
Messenger RNA from Sinocyclocheilus grahami, 337 nucleotides. Its product is annotated as probable ubiquitin-conjugating enzyme E2 W-B. The transcript is spliced from 3 exons. Lineage: Eukaryota; Metazoa; Chordata; Actinopteri; Cypriniformes; Cyprinidae. The coding region runs from base 91 to 324 and encodes 77 amino acids. The record is from RefSeq and is a predicted model, not a curated record.